CGAGCAAUACUAGUUAUCUUUAUCUACCUUUAAACCUCGCAGCUGGAUCGUACUCUAGUCUCCUACAAACAUCCAAGAACCACGAGAAAACAACGACGAGCUCUUCCUGUCAAGUUUUGUUCCACAAUCUCGUCGUCACCGACCUUCUUCAGCCUCGGCCCAGCGUUAAUGGAUCGAUGCGCUCACGUAUUUCACGUGUACUCUGGUAUCUAUCUAUUUAUCUAUGAUAUGGAGAGUGCUAGGCUAGAGCAUUCUACACAUUGGGGCGAAUGGCCUCCGCUGGAAUUGGGAUCUUCUUGAUCAUCCUGGCAUUAGCGACAUCAACAUCGUCCUCCAAGUGCAAGACCUACACCUUCCAAGGCCAGUCCCUGUUUACGGACACGGGGAUCAACCAAAACGAGUUCUACGUUCUUCCCAAAGACAACGCUGGUAGACCCGGAUCAAUGCAGACAUUCGCAGCCCCAUUCUCGGUCUCCACCAAGGGCUAUACCAGGUUAUCCAUGGGGACAUACAUGGGAAUCCUCGCAAACACCGGCCUGGGGAGCUUCCAGUCCUCGCAUUGCUCCUUUGCUGAUGGUAGCAGCCUCGAGUUUCAAGGCGAGGCCGGGAGCUCGACCGCUGGAUCUCAAGCUCUUUUCGCCAUCGUUGGUGGCACCGGAAGAUUUGAAGGAGCCACGGGCACAGCGAAAGAAACGAGCAAAGGAAGCAAUCUCUAUGUCGUGGAAUUCACCGCAAAGGUCUGCAAGUCUUGAUCAUAAUUCAAUCUGGUUUCAUCAAGACUUAAAGGCAGCUCCCUUUAGGUCACGCUAACAAUCGUUGUUUAAUCGCCAUGACUGUGUGGAGAGCGGUCGAGAGUGGUGAGUUGGUCGUGAGCGAGGAGCUCUCGUCCUUGAGAAAGAUGUAUGAUGUGGGUUUUGAGCUUGGAAAGGGAGGGCAAGGUACUGUACACCUUGUAAGCUU
Messenger RNA from Selaginella moellendorffii, 960 nucleotides. RefSeq lists its product as uncharacterized. The coding region runs from base 270 to 752 and encodes 160 amino acids. NCBI's taxonomy places the organism in Eukaryota, Viridiplantae, Streptophyta, Lycopodiopsida, Selaginellales, Selaginellaceae. The transcript is spliced from 2 exons. The record is from RefSeq and is a predicted model, not a curated record.